UCUGCGCUCCAUAAACAGACUCGCUUUUUAAUCAGUUUGACGGUCACCAGUUAGAGGAUUUGCCGAGUCCCCCCUCUUUCCUUGGGAGAAUUAGUCGGGUAACUCAGUUCUUAUUUGUUUGUUAACCCUUUUCAAUUAACUCAUCUGGUGCCCAAUCAAAUGGUAUGGGGUUGGAAUGCCCUCUUGCAGCGAUUCUACCUCUCACAGACGCACCCCAUACAGGAAACUGUUCCGCUAAAUCGUGCACGCCCUCAGUGAUCACUGGCUAAAACGCACCACUCUCCUACCCGUGCAAAGUUGACCGUCGUUGGAAUAUCUGCGGGGGAAUUUAACGGAAGUCGUUGGAUGUGGUGGAAUAUCACCUUGGACCGCGACGCAGCCCCGGAUCACUGAGCGGCACAUGUGAACGCUGCGUCUUUGCUUGCGUUCCGUUGAUACGGCAACCCGCAUUUGGAAAGAUGAGUCUGUCAGCACGGCACCCAGAAUAACGUUACAGCAACGUUUCAACUUUGGGGUUGAAUUCCUGUAUCUCAUUUUGGAAUUUAGAAAGUUUUGAUUGCCUUUUAAGACAGUGGAUGAUUUAUGUUUGGCGUUUGGCGAGGUUUGGAGUUAUGCUUGGAUAUUUUACAAUUCAAUGCGUCGAGACCACCUUGGAGUGCUAACGAGCAACAAGGGAAAGAAAGAAAUUUGUUUGGAGGGACGAAAUUGCAUCGGGGCACCAUUAUUUUCAGCUCCUUAACUCGGAUACCUUGUUAGAUUCACCAGGAUGUAUUUCUAUAUGUACGGUUUACUGCUGUUGUUUGAUGAAGUAGUGUUCUCCUGCGCCAGCUCCUCUGGGCUGCUGGUGCCCGUGGCGGUGGAUGGCGAGGCUGGCGUGGACUGCCUCAAGGCCAGCGACAUGUGCAACGGCAGCCCGCAGUGCAGCUCCAGCUACCGCGUCAUGCGCCAGUGCCUGGUGGGCCGCGACCGCACCAGCAUGCUGGCCAACAAGCAGGAGUGCCAGUCGGCCCUGGAGGUGCUGCACGACAGCGCCCUCUACAGCUGCCGCUGCAAGCGCGGCAUGAAGAAGGAGCUGCAGUGCCUGCAGAACUACUGGAGCAUCCACAUGGGCCAGAGCGAAGGUGAGGAGUUCUACGAGGCCUCGCCCUACGAGCCUGUGGAUUCUUUCCGUCUCGCCUCGAUCCUCUCAGGGAUGCACUCCUCCACCGUGCGGGCCACCACCCACUGCCUGGACUCCACCCGGCCCUGCAACCCCUGCCUGGAUGCCACCAAGGCCUGCAACCUGAACGACACGUGCAAGCGCCUGCGCUCGGCCUACAUCAACACGUGCAACAAGUCCCCGCCGCCCGCGCCCGACUCCUGCAACCGCAAGCGCUGCCACAAGGCCCUGCGGCAGUUCUUCGACCGCGUGCAGACCGAGCAGAGCUACGGCCUGCUCUUCUGCUCGUGCCGCGACACGGCGUGCGCCGAGCGCCGCCGCCAGACCAUCGUGCCGUCCUGCUCCUUCGACGAGAAGAAGGAGCCCAACUGCCUGGUGGUGCGCAGCAGCUGCCGCCUCGACCCCCUCUGCAGGUCCAGACUGGCGGACUUCCACACAAACUGUCAGAUGAGCUCCGAGUCCACCAACAGCUGCCCUAACGAGGACUACCAGGCCUGCCUGGCCUCAUAUGUGGGCCUCAUUGGGACCGACUUGACCCCCAACUAUAUGGACUCCACCCCCAUUAACUUCUCCAUCUCACCCAACUGCUCAUGUCAUGGCAGCGGCAACCAGGAGGAAGAGUGCAAGAGGUUCCUGCGGGACUUCAGAGAGAACACCUGUCUCCGAAAUGCCAUCCAGGCGUUUGGUUACGGCACCGACCGGCCCAAGCCCGCCACCGUUCCACCCACCACCUCGGCAAAGCCGGAGCAGGAAGUGAUGGUGCGCGUCACCAAGCCGACGCUGAAUACAAGUGAGAUGAAGCCAGAUGAGGACCCAUGUGCUUACCCCAUCUGUAACGACCUGGAGUAUGAAGAAAAAUGCAAUCCAAGUUGUGGAAGCAAGGACCCCUGGACGGGGGCCAUAAUGCCAGAGAGUGGAUCCCUCAGCGUCAGAGCCCACGCCUGGAUGUGGAUGACCGGCCUCACCCCUCUACUGGGCCUCCUCACUCUGUAAAGAAAAGUAAAUAUAUAAUAAUUAAAAAAAUUAAAAAUAACCAAGACAACUUAUAGUCAAGGACCAGGGAAUGUUUUAUAUGGGCCAGGCAGCAGCAAGAGGACAUGGGAAGAAUGAAGCCACACACAUUCAAACACACACACACACACACACACACACACACACACACACACACACACACACACACACAUACACCAGUCACCAACUCCAAACCUACCCCCACCCCUCACCCCCACUCUACACCCUCGCCUCGCCCUCCUCAGAGGGGACUCUGCGACACCAAACAGACUCUUUAUCUCCUCUGUGCUGCCUCAGCUUCCCUUCUUCCCUCCUUUCUUUCUUUCAACGACCAGGACGAUGGAUGGAGAGAGAGGCAGGCGGACGGACGGACGGACGGACUGACGGACAGUCUGCGGAGGAAGCCCCGCCCCCCUUGUGUUACAUAUCGUAGACUUGCUGUAGCCCAGCUACCAGCGCCGAGAGGAUGAAUGUGUGAAAGACAGAGGGAGAGACUGCAUGGUGGAAGAAAGAGAGAGAGAGAGAGAGAGAGAGAACACUGGGAGCGAUUUUAGAGGAGAGUGAGAGCAACACCAAAACAGUGUGAACAAGAGAGACGGAAGGAGAGAGCGAAAUGUUGGGGAAGCAAGAGCAAGCAAAACUGAGAGCCGACCGAAGGCUUGAAGGAGUGAAUGAAUUACCGAUUGAGUAGCUGUGUAAAUUAAAGAGGGUUGAAGUUAAGCAAGGAAUAGUUAUUGUCCAUGCCAUCUCUUAGAUUCCAAAGUGGAGGGAGGCCUUGGGUUUUAUUGACUCUGAGCGAGAGAGAGAGAGAGAGAGAGAGAGAGAGAGAGAGAGAGAGAGAGAGAGAGAGAGAGAGAGAGAGAGAGAGAGAGAGAGUGAGAGAGAGAGAGAGAGAGAGAGAAAGAGAGAGAGAUAGAGAGAGGCUUAAUGUCCUCUGCUGCCUAGCAGACCUCUUACUGACAGACUUAUGGUGUCCCGCUAGCGGACUCCACCAACACAGUAUUCUGUCUCCCAAACUGCCGAUACAGGAACACCUCCAAGUCUCCAGUCCCUCUUCAACAACCUCUUCAUUUCUCAAUCCCCACCUUUUUUACAGUUGGUGGACUUCUGGAAUCUUCUUUUUAUUUUUGCCACCACUCUUGCCUCAAGUCACGUGUGGAUUUUCCCCCUGGAUUACAUUUUCUCAAUACCAAGGCAUCCCCAAGUUAAUGAAGCUUCUCUGACUUUGUUACUUUUUUAUUAAGUUAUUUAUUUUUAUUCCAGAGCUACAGUGGAUAAUCCUUUUUUUUAAGUCUUUUUGAAAAGGAAAUGUACUUGACAUUUAAAUCUGGGCCCUUAUUGAACUUAUUUAAUGACGGGCCUAGCUGCUCCAUUUUAGUGCUGUAUUGUGUCACCAGAUUAUUUAAAGAAAAAAAGACGAAGAAACCCGUAAUUAAAAAUCUAUAUUGAUCAAAGGGAGACUAUGUAAAAAAACGGAACCUCACUUGUUAAGCUGUCCUUGUUAGAAAAAAGUGGGUGAAGGAUUCAUACAGCCACCCACGGAUGUAGAAUUUUGUUUUUCUUUUCUGUGACUAUAGAACAUUUCUUUCCUUCUUGUACAAAUGUUAAAUAUUAUGUACUGUCUUUAAGGAUCAAUUGCAGUGUAAAAUAUAUUGGUUUUAGGUCAAGCGCUUUGGGAACAAAUAUUGAUAUGAAAGGAAACAAAAUGUUUAUAUUGGAGGUGUUCAUGGAAACCAUACUUGGGCAGCCAUUUUGAAUAUUCUCACCCACCAUCUUUAAAAAAAAGGAUAUACAGAAAGGGGAUAGCUUUUUUUAAAAAAAGAACACCAUUCUGUGGAAUCCUAACUGUCAGUGUGUAAUAUAGUGUGCAAUUUCUCAUGUGGCCUUACUAUAUCCCAACCCAAGAAUUUCCAGUGUGAAGACAGUCAGCUCCUACAGUCAAAAAAGUGGGGAGAGCCAUAGAAAACAAGAUGGAUGACCAACUAAUGAGAAAAAAAAAAGACUUUGUUGUUUUGAAAUGUUCUAAAUGUUUCAAGAAUAGUGUAUCUUGCUUCACUAACAGCAUCAGUAAAAUGCACUAGAUAUAACUCCUGUAUUAACAUUCCAACACUGAACUCAAGUCAAGUGGUGGGCACUGCAGAGUGACAUUGGGGUGUGUACGAGUGAGAGAGAACGGAGGGGUUUUUUUGUGAAUGGUGUGGGAGCACUGUUUACUGUUUGUGUCUCUGGCUUGCUCAGCUUGCAUAGGCUACUGACCCCAUUAAAGCCAAGCAAAACGCACUUCAAUAAAUGCCAAUUACUGACAUGCUCAUCUACAGAGUUUUUUGAUAAAAAAAAAAGAAAGAAAGAUUGUACUCUACUGGUGGUGGUGGUGGUGUGGAGGACAAAUUUGACCACAAAGUGAUUGUACGGUUCAUUGUAAAUUUAUUGAUUAUAUGAUGCAGCUGAUUACAUAAAUAUAUCAUCAUUCCACAAAGGGU
Messenger RNA from Sardina pilchardus (European sardine), 4650 nucleotides. RefSeq names its product GDNF family receptor alpha-2-like. The transcript has 9 exons. The record is from RefSeq and is a predicted model, not a curated record. Gene Ontology annotation, biological process: nervous system development. Gene Ontology annotation, molecular function: signaling receptor activity. Gene Ontology annotation, cellular component: external side of plasma membrane; signaling receptor complex. The coding region runs from base 767 to 2152 and encodes 461 amino acids. NCBI's taxonomy places the organism in Eukaryota, Metazoa, Chordata, Actinopteri, Clupeiformes, Clupeidae.